This is a messenger RNA of Trematomus bernacchii (emerald rockcod), 4784 nucleotides long. RefSeq names its product KH and NYN domain containing (gene khnyn). Gene Ontology annotation, molecular function: RNA endonuclease activity; mRNA binding. Bases 1 to 2871 code for a protein of 956 amino acids. The record is from RefSeq and is a predicted model, not a curated record. The transcript is spliced from 8 exons. Lineage: Eukaryota; Metazoa; Chordata; Actinopteri; Perciformes; Nototheniidae. Gene Ontology annotation, cellular component: cytoplasmic ribonucleoprotein granule; nucleus.
AUGGACUGUGAGAGAAGUGAUGGAGGUGAAGGUGGAGAAGCAGAGGUGGAGGAUGAGUUUGCGUGUGCCGGGAUGCUUCGUGGAUCUCUGGCCUCGCUGCACGGCACCGUGGAGCGGAUCUUCAGGGUGACGUUUGGGAUCGGAGAUGACGAUUUAUCAAUGGACAACAACGGGCAGAUAUGGCUGAAACUACGAGGGAGGAGCAACGACGUGAAAUCGGCAAAAUUAUUUGUGAAAGGGCUGGUGAACCAGGAGGAGCAGCAGGAGCUCUCGUACCCCGGAGCGCUGCACUGCAUCUUCAGUGGAGCCAGAGGGCUGUUCAUGGACUGCCUGACCAAAAGCACCUCCGCACAUAUAGUGGUUGGCUCUACCGGAUUCCUGCUUAUCUCCGGUCUUGCGGAGCCGGUUGUUCGAGCCUACUCCCUCAUUACAGACAUGGUGGAGCGGUACGAAGGCACACAGUCCAGACGCUCAGAGACUACAGACAGAGGCAUGGGCGAGACUCUGGAUUCACGGCGGGCUUUCAAAAGCCUGGUGGAGAAUUGGGAGGACAAACACAUCCUGGAUCUUCUGGUUCUCCCGGUGUUAGUGAAGGAAAUCCUGCUGGAGUUGGUAAUAGAAUCGGGGCUUGGAUCAAACCCUAGUCCAGAUCUUACAGAUGGAAACGCUGGGGCUAGACCACUCGAGGAUUCGGGGAUUCGGGAACCUUCAUCCGUUGCGUACACAUUCCCAGAGUCUCCUGAUCGUUGGGUUGAAGGGAUGACUUCAGCUUCUGGUAAAGACUCUGCCGCUUCCUCAUUCCAGUUGUUGUCUUCAGGGUCCCGAGGAUUGGCAGAGGGUGCUGACGAAAGACUUCUGCUUUCUCCACAAGAGGUUGUAGGACAAAGCGAAGCAGCAUCAAUAAGUACAGAGGUGAAAGACGUACGAGGGGUGGAUGAAGAACAGGAAGUGCUGUUGUCAGUGGGAAACAAAGAGUUCUUGCUUCUUUUAAAGUUCUUCACAGCCAUGGGGUACACAGAGGAGAUUGUUAAGAGAGUCCUUGCCCGAACGGGACCUAAAGAGGCGUCGCAGAUACUGGACGUUGUUCAACAGGAGCAGGAACGCAGUGACCAUGAGGAAGGGAAGAAAACUCAAGACGGCGAUGAAUCGAACCGAAGCGAGAGGAACCGACCUUGCGAGACAGAGCACAGAGAAGAAGAAGACAUGGAAAUAUCAGGAGGAGAUGUGUUGAUGAGUAGUAAUGGUGAGGUUGGGGUAGUUUCUGAAGGGGAGGAAGCUGGCGCAACGGGAAGAGAUCGACCCAAGGAGAAAGAGAAAGGGCACGAGGAAGACUUUGUUCUGGGGGUGGUGAAGAAAGCGGCAGCCAGCUGUGGGUACAUGGAGCAGAAAGUGACCAAACUCUACAACAUGUUGCCGGAUGGAUUCACUCACAAGCUGCUCCUGGAGCUGCAGAGAGAGGAGAGCAAAGAGUUGGUUGCCAAAGUACCAAGAGAGAUGGACGAUGUGGUGAUAGAGAAAGAAGGACCAAAAGUGCCACCAUCUGAGGACAAAGCAAAGGAAAUGGAGCUUGUUAUGCCUGCAGUUAAAAGAAAAUCUGAUGAUAAAAGAUGGGGAGAAGUGCCGAAAUCACCUGAAGCCGAGUUCAUAUUCUAUAAACACACAAACUCGCCAUAUCAAGUCUGCCUUCCUGAAGUCAAAGGGCCACCCAUGUCCACAUAUCCUCCAUCUUUUGAUCCUCCACCCACCUUUAACCAAUCCAACAUACAACAUGGUCGAAACAACUUAUGGCAGAAUCCAUCAACGUCGAGACAAAAGCAUCCAACCCAAGAACCUGUCCUCAACUCAAAGCCCCAUUACUUCAAACCCUUAAAAAAAGCUUUCCAAGCUCCUCAACACCCCAUCUUCACAAUCCAUGAUUUGCCUCCCAUGAAAGCGAGGGAAAAGCAAGGCUUCAUGGCCGUUUCCUCAGUCGUGGUGACGGGGGAGCAGCGUUUCCUGGAAGGCCUUCAGAUGCCCUUCGAUCUGAAGCUCAAAGACCAACCUGGGGACCCAAACGUGAGGACGAUCAUCAUCGACGGGAGCAAUGUGGCGAUGAGUCACGGGUUGGGUCACUUCUUCUCCUGUCGAGGGAUCGCUCUGGCCGUCCAGCACUUUUGGGAUCGAGGCCAUCGUCACAUCAGCGCCCUGCUGCCUCAGUGGAGACAGAAGAGCGACCCUAAAAUCAAAGAGCAGCACUAUCUGACCGAGCUGCAGAACCUCGGCCUGGUCUCCUACACCCCGUCCAGAGAGGUGCAGGGCAAGAGAAUCAGCUCCUACGACGACAGAUUGAUACUGCAGCUCGCGCAAAAAACAGACGGAGUGAUCGUCACUAACGACAACCUGAGAGACCUUUCAGACGAGUCCCAGGUGUGGAGGGAAAUCAUCAAAAAGAGACUUCUUCAGUACACGUUUGUGGGGGAUCACUUCAUGGUGCCGGACGACCCUCUGGGCAGAGGAGGGCCUCACCUGGACAUCUUCCUACGCUCAGAUCACAGGACCCCAGACCCAGGAAACCACUCUUUUGCCGGUGUCGCCACAGCUUUCCCUUCUUCCAAAGAGCCGCGCUCCCAAACCGAGCUCCUGAACUUCCGCGACCGAACUCCAGGUGGAGGGAGCCGGGGAAAAGCCAGAGGACAUGGAAAGGGAUUGGACUCGGGACACCAGGGGAGACAUUUUGGGGCUUCAGAAAGGACCCCGGAGGAAACAGCCAGUUUGAAAGAGCAGCUGUGUCAGGUUUUCCCCGGUCACGACAACAUGGUGGCGCUGGUUCUGCAGAGUCACCCUUCAGAGACGGACAUGAACGCACUGUCUGUUCUGAUGUUGGAGCACUAGAAGGACUCUUUUAGUCUUAAAAGUUAUCGUAGUUUAAUUUCCGACUGUUUUUACGCUGAAGUGUGGCUUGUUUCAGUGAUGUGAUUGUGAUUGUGUUUCUUACCAAAGCAACCACAACAAAUCCCACGAGUCAUAUGUCUGCUUUAGCAAGGAUUUCACAGAAAGUCAGCUUGUGAAACUUUCUGUUGACUCGCAUAGAAAUUAACUAAGAUGUUCUGCUUUUUAAUACAGAAUCUUAAUCUGAUGUAUUCCCUACUCCAUUUACCAAAGUCUUGAGAGGCAAGUGAGAUGGCAGAUAAAAGAAAUAGACAAUUUAUGACUCAGGGACAAUGUUUUUUAACAGGUGAAAUAGCUUUUGUCAGAACCAUUUUGUCUGAUUAAGCAGUUUUAUAAAUAAGACUAAAGGCAUCUUAUCUUUGAUUAAUAAUCCCCGCAUCUACCUCACUUCUAUCCUAUCUUCCUACACAAUUAGAAAAAGAUUUGUCUGUUGCUGUUGAGCCUUACGUACAUAUGGUUUCCCCAAAAAACGUCCCAUGGUGGUCGGGUAGGGAUUUAUCCUUUUGAAACAAGCAAAACUAAUGACAUUCCUAGCAGCUUCUGAUGUAUUGUGUGUUUAAUUCACAAAUGCUAACGGGUUAAACUAACAAAUGAACAUGGUGCUGCUGUCAAACAUCAGCAUGUUAGCAUGCUAAUGAGAGCAUUUAGCUUAGCCUACAGCAGGGGUGCCCAAUGCGUCGAAGGUAGUGUGAGUAUAUCGCAUGGCAUUGAAAAAAAUAAAUGACAACAAUUAAAUUGAAAGAAAAGUUAGCCUAUCAUCCAUCAUUAUUAUGGCAUUUGCCACUUGAUUGCCGUACAGGUAAGCCAGUCUGAAAUCGCAUAUUUUCUAACACGCAGUUCACCACGUAUGUGCGGUCAACCGCGCCAGCUGCAAAUCACCGGCGAGCUGAUUACCUAGUUAGCCGUCCAAUUUAUCCAUUUAUUCUAAAGAAAGGGUAUAAGGGGGGCCUCACCUCCUCAUCUGAAGCGCAAAUGCGGCACAAUAAGUGUAAGCGCGCCACAGGUUCGAGGUUCCGGUGCUCGCAGACCACUAGCACUCAGGCCUCACCACAUGACUUUGGGCAGGGGCGGCCCUGUAGGUAGAUCACUUUGACUUGGUCAUUUUAAAAGUAGCUCCCAAGCUGAAAAAGUGUGGGCACCCCUGGCCUACAGCUUCAUAGAGCCACUCAAGUCUUAAAACACAUCCAAUGCUCUUUAAAACAUCCGCCUAUCAACACCUUUAUGAGGGUUUUUCAUCCAGCAGCAAUAUUAAGCUUUCAGUCAUUUUAUUUUGUGUUAUUGUUCAAAAACCAGCACUUCCUGUUUGCCCUUUGAGCAAAUGGAGUUGGAGUGAUUUUUUAAAAAGAGGACUUUUAUCUUUUCUAUCUUUUAAUCUAACUUUAGCAAUCGGUUGUUGUUUUUUAUUUUACUUGCUAAACGUCAUCUUUUAAAGCUACAUAGCAGUCAAUAAUUAAUCAGAACUCUUUCAAGGGGGUUAUUGUUGUUUUUCACCGUGUUAGAUGUUAUUUUCCAAUGCUAAAAUAAUACAAAAUCAUCCUUACAAUAUUGUGUACACUCGAUUUUAUAUAUUUUUAAUUUAUUUUAAACAGGUUUAAUGCUGUUUUGAUCGUAGCUCUGAUCGUACCGAGUGUCUGUGCUUCAGGAGGGGAAACAAAAUGAGUUCAUUUUUCAUCCAAUUCUUCAUAUGACUGAAGAUCAGAUCUUUAAUCAAACCAUUCGAAUGCAAGUCGUUAAGUUCAUCAACUGUAAGAUAAAAUGGUCUUAUUGGUUUGUUUUAUAUUUGUAUAUUUUAAGAACUUAAUGCUGACGUCUGCCUAUAUUUCUGUAUUAAAGUUUUCUUAAUUCAAAGUAUAAAA